Molecule: messenger RNA, 348 nt
Organism: Prunus armeniaca (apricot)
Lineage: Eukaryota; Viridiplantae; Streptophyta; Magnoliopsida; Rosales; Rosaceae
Source: the annotation of a GenBank genome assembly
AUGAGUGCCAAGUUUAUUGCGAAGGGAUCAACCAACAGUGUUGCUAAAAAUAAAACCUCGGGAACACUUACUCCCAGUGGUCGUGUAUCCUACGAGUGGUCUGGUCCUAAUGUGAGGAUAAACCGGAAGAUUAAUUUUGUGGAUAACUCUUCCAGCUCUAAUGUGAUUAAGGCGGUGAGAACGCAAGUUUGCAGUGUUGAUGUCAAAGAUGAUGUGAAUGGGAUUUUUGCUUUUAACAUAGGCGUUGACACGGCGAUGUGUGCUAGUACAAUUAAAGACUUGAAAUCGGCUUAUGCCAUUGACAUUCUUAAUGUCCUUGAGCCCCGAAUUAGAGGCCUGAGGGGGUAG